GAACUUUGUGUGUCACUCUUGUUGUUAAGAAAGCUCUUCAUAAUUUCCUUUCCCUGUUUAGGAUGGGGAAGCCAGAGUUCUAAAGUACAUAUACAUCAUAGCACAUGGCUUCAUUUUCCUGGGCACAAUUUACGCUGGAUACUGACUUUCAUCCUCUUGUUUGUGCUGGUGUGUGAAAUUGCAGAGGGCAUAGUGUCUGAUGGGGUUUCAGAAUCGCGCCAUUUACACCUGUACAUGCCGGCUGGGAUGGCAUUCUUGGCGGCCAUCACAUCAGUUGUCUAUUACCAUAAUAUUGAAACAUCCAAUUUCCCGAAGUUGUUAAUUGCAUUGCUGUUCUACUGGACUUUAGCUUUCAUAACUAAAACCAUCAAAUUUGUAAAGUUCUGUGAUAAUGGGGUUGGAUUUUCUCAGCUUCGAUUUUGCCUCACAGGACUCCUGGUUGUUCUAUAUGGAAUGCUACUAGCUGUAGAAAUAAAUGUCAUCAGGGUGAGGAGGUAUGUUUUCUUCAAAACUCCUAAAGAAGUUAAACCUCCUGAGGAUCUCCAGGACCUUGGCGUUCGAUUCCUACAGCCGUUUGUGAAUCUAUUAUCCAAAGGAACAUACUGGUGGAUGAAUACAUUUAUCAAGACUGCCCAUAAAAAACCAAUAGAUUUGAAAACUAUAGGCAAGCUUCCCAUUGCUAUGAGAGCUCUGACCAAUUACAUUCGCCUUAAUGAAGCCUUUGAAGCCCAGAAGAACAAAAGGUCGUCAUCUCCACAAGGAUCCAGAUCAAUUUGGCGUGCUCUCUGCUGUGCUUUUGGAAGACCCUUGCUUCUCAGUAGCACAUUCCGUAUCCUGGCUGACUUGCUUGGAUUUGCUGGUCCGCUCUGUAUCUCUGGGAUUGUUCACAAUGUUGGAAAAGGAAAUAACACCAUCCGCCCACAGACUAAAAUUCUUGGUGUUUUCUUUAUUUCAUCUCAAGAGUUCCUGUCCAACGCUUAUGUUUUGGCUGUACUGUUAUUUUUUGCCCUUCUGUUGCAAAGGACGUUUCUCCAAGCAUCGUACUACGUUGCUAUUGAAACGGGAAUCAACUUGAGAGGCGCAAUACAGACAAAGAUAUACAAUAAAAUUAUGCAGCUUUCAACCUCUAACAUGUCUAUGGGGGAGAUGACUGCAGGCCAGAUCUGUAACCUGGUUGCCAUAGACACAAAUCAACUGAUGUGGUUCUUUUUCCUUUGCCCUAACCUUUGGGCUAUGCCAGUACAGAUAAUUGUAGGAGUUCUUCUGCUCUAUUACCUUCUUGGAAUCAGUGCCUUAAUUGGAGCAGCAGUAAUCAUAAUCCUUGCACCUGUUCAGUACUUUGUAGCAACAAAACUCUCACAGGCCCAGAGAAGCACAUUGGAGUACUCCAAUGAGAGACUGAAGAAGACAAAUGAGAUGCUGCGAGGCAUUAAGCUCCUUAAACUCUAUGCUUGGGAACACAUCUUUCACAGCAGCGUAGAGGAAACCAGACAAAAAGAAAUGACUAGCCUCAAGUCUUUUGCCCUUUAUACUUCCAUAUCCAUCUUUAUGAAUGCAGCAAUACCAAUUGCAGCUGUACUUAUAACAUUCGUGGUCCAUGCUCAUCUGACAAGAAAGGCUGACUUCUCCCCAUCUGUGGCAUUUGCCUCUAUCUCCCUGUUUCAUAUUCUUGUGUCUCCGUUGUUCCUGCUCUCCAGCGUGGUUAGAUCCACUGUCAAAGCAUUAGUAAGUGUGCAGAAACUGAGUGAAUUCCUGUCAAGUGAAGAAAUUGGAGAAGAGCAUGAUAAAUCUUCAGAGCUAGGAAGUGCAGAUAAUCACAGCAAAUACCAGGCAGUGCCACUCAAAGUUAUUAACCGCAAGAGGCCUGCCAGGGACGACUGGAACAAUUACAGCUCUCACAUGAGAAGACCCAUCAACAUCACAGAAGCAGAUGAUUUUUGUGUAAAGAUCACAAAUGGAUUUUUCACUUGGACACCUGAAGGUCCUCCAGCAUUGUCCAACAUUGAUAUCCGAAUCCCCCAAGGUCAGCUAACAAUGAUUGUAGGACAGGUUGGGUGCGGUAAGUCAUCUCUCUUGCUAGCCAUACUUGGUGAGAUGCAGAAGAUAUCUGGGAACAUAUUCUGGAGCAGCUGUACUUCUGACAGUGAGACGGGGGAAGAUGCCAGCCCAGAGAAAGAACCUCCUGUUGACACGGAAUUCAGGAAAAGAGGAUCCGUAGCAUAUGCAUCACAGAAGCCUUGGUUACUCAAUGCCACAGUGGAAGAGAAUAUCACAUUUGAAAGCCCUUUUAACAAACAGAGGUACAAAGCAGUAAUUGAUGCUUGUUCCCUCCAGCCUGAUAUUGACAUUCUCCCUCAUGGAGACCAAACCCAGAUUGGAGAGAGG
Molecule: messenger RNA, 2385 nt
Organism: Pelecanus crispus (Dalmatian pelican)
Lineage: Eukaryota; Metazoa; Chordata; Aves; Pelecaniformes; Pelecanidae
Source: RefSeq, a predicted model, not a curated record